AUCAAAUAUUAGCCGCCAUAAACCCCAUUACUCCCACUCAGAGCAAUUACGUUGCCAGAACCCUUCGACCAAAGGAACUUACUUUACCUCUUCGGGAUUUCGUAUAGCGUUAGGGUUUCUACUUUCUACCGCUGCAAUGGCGGUCGAUGCUGGAACCACGGACCAGUCCCACAAGUCUCACAGGACCAGUCAGGCAGGUGCUUCGGCAAAGAAGAAGAAGGGCGGCAAGUCUGGCAAGAAGAAGGGAGAAGUUUCAGAAAACGAUAGGAAGCAAAAUCCUAAGGCAUUCACUUUCAAUUCAUCGGUAAAAGCCAAGCGUUUGCAGUCGCGUACCGUUGAGAAAGAGCAGCGUCGGCUCCAUGUUCCCACUAUUGAUCGGAGCUAUGGUGAACCGCCUCCCUUUGUCAUUCUCGUCCAGGGACCCCCCAAGGUUGGGAAGUCUCUAUUGAUAAAGUCACUGGUGAAGCAUUACACCAAACAUAAUCUACCAUCGGUUCGGGGACCAAUUACCAUUGUUUCAGGUAAGAAAAGGCGUGUACAGUUUGUGGAGUGCCCUAAUGAUAUCAAUGGCAUGAUUGAUGCGGCCAAGUUUGCCGAUUUGGCAUUGCUUCUUAUAGAUGGAAGUUAUGGUUUCGAAAUGGAAACGUUUGAAUUUCUCAAUAUAUUACAAGUCCAUGGUUUUCCAAAGGUUAUGGGAGUUCUUACUCACCUUGAUGAUUUCAAAGAUGCAAAGAAGUUGAGGAAGACAAAGCAGCAACUUAAACAUCGAUUCUGGACUGAAAUAUAUGACGGGGCUAAAUUGUUUUAUUUAUCUGGUCUUAUCCACGGAAAGUAUCUUAAACGUGAAGUGCAUAAUCUUGCACGGUUUAUAUCUGUUACAAAGUUCCAUCCUUUAUCUUGGCGAGCUUCUCAUCCGUAUGUUUUGGUAGAUCGUUUUGAAGAUGUCACACCUCCUGAAAGAGUCCAUCUGAAUAGGAAAUGUGACAGGAAUAUCAUACUUUAUGGUUACUUGCGUGGCUGUAACUUUAAAAAGGGAACUAAGGUUCAUAUUGCUGGCGUCGGUGAUUAUGUUGCUAGUGUCACUGACUUGGCUGAUCCUUGUCCUUUGCCAUCAGCUGCAAAAAAGAAGGGUUUACGUGACAAGGAAAAAUUAUUUUAUGCCCCUAUGUCUGGACUUGGAGACUUAGUCUAUGAUAAAGAUGCGGUAUAUGUUAAUAUAAACCAUCAUUUUCUCCAAUACUCCACAGUUGACAAAAAUGGGGAAAAUGAAGAAAAUGGGGAAAAUGGGGAAGCAACAAAAGAAGUGAAGGAAGAUGACGUGGGUGUGGCUUUGGUAAAAUCUCUUCAGAAGGCAAAAUAUUCAGUUGAUGAAAAGUUAGAAAAGAGCUUCAUUUCACUUUUUGGUCGGAAGCCUGAUACAUUACCAGAAUCACGAGAAGAUAAGGAAAAGUUAGAUGAAGAUGAAGCUACUACGGAAAGAGAUGCAGAUAGUGAAGUUGAUGUUUCUGAUGAAGAUAGUGGUAAUGUUUCAGAGCAACAAACUGAGCAAAACGAGCAUGUGAAGGAACAUGUUGAAUUUCAUGGAGGAAGGCUAAGAAGAAAAGCUGUUUUUGGAGAAGACAUUGCUGAUGAUAAUGCGAAGGAUUUAGAUGAAGGUGACGAUGAGGAUGAUGAUGGUGGUGAUGGUGGUAGUGAUUCAGAAAAUGAAUCAUCUUCUGGUUCAGAUGCUUCUAGUGAUGACGAAGAGUUUAAUGAAACAGAGGAGGACAUGGGAAAUAUUUCAAGAUGGAAAGAGUCUAUAAUAGAAAGAACUAUCUCGAGGCAAACUACUAACCUUAUGCAACUUGUAUACGGGAAGAAUACAUCAAUACCAACCACCUCAAUUAAUGAAGAAGAGAGUAGUGAGGAAAGUGAUGGAGAUGAUUUCUUUAAGCCAAAAGGUGAAGGGAGCAAGAAAACAAGUGAAGGCUUUGAUGCUGAGAAUUUGAAUCCCGAGGACUGUUCGAAAUUCACAACUCAUGCUAGUCUCAAGGACUGGAAAGAGGACAAUGAGCUUAUUGCAAAUAUUCGCGAUCGCUUUGUCACUGGUGACUGGUCAAAAGCUGCUCAAAGAAAUAAGACCUCAGAAGCCAACACUGAAGAUGAUGAUGUGUAUGGCGACUUUGAGGAUUUAGAAACUGGAGAGAAGCAUGAUGGGACUCAUGCAGAUGAUGCUGGCAAAGGCACUGAUCACAAGGAAGACGAGUCAGCAAUUGAAGAGCGGAGGCGAAAAAAGCUUGCACUCCGUGCAAAGUUUGAUGCUCAUUUUGAAGAAUCUGAAUUGUCAGAAGAGGAAUUAGAUAGUAAACAUGGAGGUAAGUUUCCUAGAGAUCAGCCUAAAGAAAGUGGAUAUUUUGACAAGUUGAAGGAGGAAAUUGAAAUUCAGAAGCAAAUGAACAUAGCUGAACUUAAUGAACUUGACGAAGCUACCAGAUUGGAGAUAGAGGGGUUUCGAACAGGGACUUACCUCAGAUUGGAGAUUCAUGAUGUCCCUUUUGAGAUGGUUGAUCACUUUGACCCCUGCCAACCUGUAUUGGUUGGUGGAAUUGGUCUCGGGGAAGAAAAUGUUGGAUAUAUGCAGGCGAGGCUAAAUCGGCACAGGUGGCACAAGAAAGUACUCAAAACAAGAGAUCCUAUUAUUGUUUCUGUAGGGUGGAGGCGAUACCAAACCAUACCUGUUUAUGCUAUUGAAGAUGCCAAUGGAAGGCAUCGCAUGCUUAAGUAUACUCCUGAACACAUGCAUUGCCUUGCAAUGUUCUGGGGCCCUCUUGCCCCUCCUAAUACAGGGGUGGUUGCUUUUCAAAAUUUAUCUAACAACCAGGCAUCAUUUAGGAUUACGGCGACUGCAGUUAUUCUCGAGUUCAACCAUGCAACCAGGAUAGUGAAGAAGCUGAAGCUAGUUGGUUAUCCCUGCAAGAUCUUCAAGAAGACGGCAUUCAUAAAGGACAUGUUUACUUCAGAUCUUGAAAUAGCUCGCUUUGAAGGUGCUGCUGUCACAACAGUCUCUAAGAUUAGAGGGCAGGUGAAGAAGGCUGCAAAGGAAGAAAUUGGUAACCAUCCCAAGAAGAUGGGAGGACAAGUGAAGGAAGGAAUUGCUAGGUGCACUUUUGAAGAUAAGAUUAAAAUGAGCGACAUUGUCUUUUUACGUGCUUGGACUCAAGUUGAUGUUCCUCAAUUUUUCAACCCGUUGACAACGGCUUUGCAACCUCGUGAACAAACCUGGCAAGGAAUGAAAACUCUAGCUGAAUUGAGGAGAGAACACAAUCUUCCUAUCCCUGUUAAUAAGGAUUCACUCUAUAAGCCUAUUGAAAGGAAGGUUAGAAAAUUCAAUCCUAUGGUGGUACCUAAGUCUCUACAAGCUGCUCUCCCAUUUGCAUCGAAGCCUAAGGAUAUGGCCAGUCGAAGAAAACCGCUUCUUGAGAACAGAAGAGCUGUUGUCAUGGAGCCUCAUGAGCGAAAAGUUCAUGCCCUGGUUCAACAUCUUCGGCUCAUUAGACAUGAAAAGACAAAAAAGCGAAAGAUCAAAGAUGACAAGAAAAGAAAAGAACUCGAAACACAGAAAGCGAAAGAAGAUGAGGUAGCAAGAAAGCGGCAGAGAGAGGAAAGGCGCGAGAGAUAUCGGGAACAAGAGAAACAAAAGAAGAAACUUAGGAGAAACUCAGAUAUCUGAAAACUCUAGCUCACAGUUAAUUUAUUCACAUAGCAAUUUUGCUUUGAGCUGUUUUUUUCUACCACACUGCCAAUUUUGUAUCUUUCACCUUUGCUCAAGCCUCAAUUUUGUCCCUUUGGUGUAUUAUAAGUUAUUAACAAGGUUUCAAAUGGAUUAAAACACUAGUUUUGAACACCGUCUUAUAUACUAUAAUUAAGGAAUGAAUGUCGUACCUAUUUUUGUAUAGGAGUAGAAAGAACCAUUACUUUCUCGAAAUUUCAAUACAAAAGUAAUAGUGGCAUAAGACAGUUUAUUUGAA
Messenger RNA from Humulus lupulus (European hop), 4007 nucleotides. RefSeq lists its product as uncharacterized. The transcript has 18 exons. Gene Ontology annotation, biological process: endonucleolytic cleavage of tricistronic rRNA transcript (SSU-rRNA, 5.8S rRNA, LSU-rRNA); maturation of SSU-rRNA from tricistronic rRNA transcript (SSU-rRNA, 5.8S rRNA, LSU-rRNA); ribosome biogenesis. Lineage: Eukaryota; Viridiplantae; Streptophyta; Magnoliopsida; Rosales; Cannabaceae. Bases 137 to 3709 code for a protein of 1190 amino acids. Gene Ontology annotation, molecular function: U3 snoRNA binding; GTP binding; GTPase activity. Gene Ontology annotation, cellular component: 90S preribosome; nucleus. The record is from RefSeq and is a predicted model, not a curated record.